AUGCAGACCUCGGAGACUUCUGAUGGCGAUAGACCAGACAAAAAGACGGUGAUUCAACCAGGACAGUGGCUUACCAAGCAUGUCUCCAAGUUCGUUUUCAAGCUGAAGGAGUUGAAAACAGCGUUUUCAUUCGUCCGCCUUCUGUUUUCGUUGAAUUAUACCGGUGUUGAUAUCUUACUAAUUACCGUGGGAACAUUCUUCGCCAUUGCUGCAGGCGUCCCUGAGCCAUUACUUGGUGUCGUGCUCGGUCAACUUAUCAACGAACUCAACGAAGUCGCCUGUUCCGCUACGGUGUACAAUCCUUCCUCCGUUCGAACGAAAGUCCUCUACCUCAUUUACAUUACUAUCUUCAACUUCGCAAGCAUCUACAUCUAUGCGUCAUGCUGGGCUCUUGUGAGCGAACGACUAGUCCGUCGUUAUCGCAAAGCUUACUUCCGCAGUGUGAUUCGCCAGGAAGCAGCAUUCCAUGAUAGUCUACCCUCUGGUCAGGUCAUCUCGAGACUGGUCAGUGAUAUUGAAACAUUGCAAUCGGGGACUUCGGAAAAAGUUGGCAUCUAUAUUGCUACGUUAUCAUACUUCGUCACGGCGUAUAUUGUGGCCUUCAUCAAGGUGCCCAUCAUUGCAGGCAUCCUGAUUGCGGUGAUUCCAUGCUUUUUUGCCAUGGCUCUUGUCGGAGGCCGUCUUGCUUCACGAUACGGUACCCGUGUGGGCAAGCAUGUCGAUCUCGCCACUUCAAUUGCGUCGUCCAGUCUCUCUCACCUGAAGAUCGUACAUGCAUUCAAUGCCCAAAAACGCCUAGAAGACCUAUUUUCUUCUCAUCUUGUUCAGUCUCGAAAGGACGCAUUGAAAAAAGCGGCCGUGCACGCCACACAAAUGGGAACGCUUUUCUUUAUAGUCUACUCGUCAAACGCCUUGGCCUACUGGAAAGGUGCUCAUUUGAUAGCAGACUCAGUUGAUGGCUUAAACUCCGGGGUUUCUGUUGGUGCAGUGUAUACUGUGAUCUUUAUUCUCAUCGAUGCAACCUUCAUCUUCAGCCAAGUCUCUCCUUAUAUGCACGUUUUUAGCGCUGCUACCAGCGCAUCGAGGCGCUUGCUGGAGGUGAUUCACCGGGACUCCAAUAUUGAUGGAACAUCACGUAUUGGAGAGCAAAGUCUGAACUUGGGCGAACAAGAGAUCCUCUUCAAGGAUGUUCAUUUCGCGUACCCUUCUCGGCCUGAGGUUCAAGUCUUGCAAGGGUUGAGCUUCUCCAUCCCUCCAAAGCAACACACCGCGAUUGUAGGUCCAUCGGGAGGUGGAAAGUCCACCGUCGUUGCACUUCUGGAACGUUUCUAUGACCCAUCAAGUGGAAGCAUUUGCAUCGGGGACCAAGAUUUACAAGACUUGAAUGUGGCCAGCUUACGAAGCCAAAUGGGAUUUGUACAGCAAGAGUCCCAACUGUUGGACCGUUCCAUUGUGGAAAACAUCGCGUAUGGACUGGUUGGAUCUGCCGAGCACGAGGAUCUGACUGAAGUUAUCUUGGAUAUGAGCCUCGCUGAUCUUGUGGCCAGAAUCCAGGCUGGAUGCUCUGAAGCGGAGGCAUUGGAAAGUUGUGACCCCAGAAUCGUUGAGAUUUUCAAACAGGCCAAGUUGGCAGCUAGCAGAGCCAAUGCGCUCUCGUUCAUCGAGUCUCUAGCGUUUGGCCUAGCUAGUCCAGUUGGGACUGCUGGUGGCCAGCUCAGUGGAGGCCAACGGCAGCGCAUUGCCCUUGCAACAGCUCUUGUUCGUGAACCCAAACUGCUUGUUUUGGAUGAGGCAACUGCUGCACUCGAUUCAAUGAGUGAGCAGUUAAUCCAGGCUGCUUUGCUCACACUGUCUGGAACUACCACGAUAGUAUCUAUUGCCCAUCGUCUAGCAGCCGUCAGGGAUGCAGAUCAAGUUCUUGUCAUCCAGAAUGGCCGCUUGGUGGAAGGCGGCUCUCCUCAAAUUUUGUUGGAGAGCGGCGGGGUGUACGCGGCAAUGAUCAAUCAACAGAAACUUGCCAACACUGGGAUUGAUACCUCACAAGACGUAUUGAGUGAGGCCAAAGGCUCUCCCACUUUCUACGACCAAGACCCGAUCUUGGCCGAGGCCAUCUUGGACAAAGAGCAGAGCAUCUAUCUAGCCGAAGAGGAACAGACGACUGAGGACAAGGCAGAGUCCAAUACUGUGAUGUCGAAGAAACGACCGAACCAAUCAAAGCGGCUCACAGCAAAAAUAUGUUUCGCCUUCAUCCGUCCCAAUAUCCUUCUUGUCGUUCUGGGCUUGGCAAUGUCAAUAAUUAUUGGAGCCAGCUACAGCUCGAACGCGAUUUUGUUUGGUAAUACCGUUGGAGGGCUCAGUCCAUGCAAGGGUACUGCAAACAUCCGGCACAGUGGAAACCUGUUCGGCCUUAUGUUUUUUGUCGUGGGAGUUGUUGAACUUUUCGCAAAUGUCAUUGGCGGGUGUGCCUAUGGAUGGGCGGCAGACCAGACACUAUACCGGAUUCGCAUGAACUCACUUCGAUCGCUCCUUAGCCAAACCAUGACAUGGCACAGCGCUGAUGGAAGAAGCCCUGGUGUCCUCAUUGCCUACAUUACAGGUGAUGCAUCAGCCAUUAGUGGCCUUACUGGAACCACUAUCGGCCUUCUUCUCGCGACUGGGGUUAAUCUUUUCGCGGGCAUCAUCAUUGCAUUUAUCGCGGCAUGGAAGAUUUCAAUUGUUCUGGUCCCGACAAUACCAAUUCUCCUCCUAGCUGGAGUCAUGAAGUUACGGUCUCAGAGCCAAUUUGCGGAGCGACAUAAGAAAGCAUUCACUCACGCCACGGAGAUCACAGUUGAGGCUUUGGGGAAUUUGCGUUUCGUUGCAGGUUUUUCACUCGAGAAUCAGCUCUAUCGGGAGUUCCUGUCAUCAAUCCAGAAGCCAUAUAAGGACACCACAAAAGCGAUCGCCUGGGGAAACUUCUGGCUAGCGUGGGCCUUCAGCGUCAGUAAUCUAAUCAGUGCCCUCGCGUACUGGUGGGGAUCCAAGCAAAUUGCCUCAGGGCUAUACUCCCAAACGCAGUUCUUUAUUGUCUUACCAGCUCUUCUAUUCAGCACACAAUCGUGCGGUCAGAUGCUUGCCUUGGCACCUGAUCUUUCGAAAGCUGGACAGGCUGCUUCGCGUAUUGUUGAUCUUGUGAAAACAAACUCUGCUGAGGAGGAACACGGUGGCGGUGGUGGCAAUUACACGAAGCAAAUGAUGAAGAUGGAAGUGUCAAAUACCGAUCCUGAAGCCAACAUGUCUUCUGAAGCAGGCUCUUCUGAAAAUUCCCAGAGACCAGUAGGUGCAAAACUACAUCAGGUGUGCUUUUCAUACCCCAAAUCACCUCAGAUCUCCGUGCUCAAUGGAUUGAACAUCGAUUUCAAACCAGGAAAGUUCUACGCACUGGUGGGCCCCAGCGGCUCAGGGAAAUCAACCAUCUUCAACAUGCUGGAAAGGUUCUAUCAACCGUCGUCUGGAUUUGUCACAAUCAAUGAGCAAAACAUCAACCGUAUCUUGUCAACAGAAUUCAGGGACGACAUUGCGCUUGUUCCACAAGAGAACGUUUUAUUCGAGGGAACCCUGGCCUUUAACAUAGCUCUCGGGGCAAGACCUGGAUAUACGGCCACACAAAUAGAUAUUGAGGAAGCUUGUAAGCUAGCUCAGAUCCAUGAUGUGAUCAUGAAUUUGCCUGAUGGCUACGAUACAUUCUGCACGCACGAUGGAAAGCAGUUUUCUGGCGGUCAACGCCAGCGUCUAUCCAUCGCAAGGGCCUUGAUCAGAAAGCCAGGUCUCCUACUUCUCGAUGAGUCUACGAGUGCUCUCGAUGGUGAAUCUGAACGAAAGAUUCAGGAAGCCUUGUCUGAUCUCUCGGGAAAAACUACGAUCAUCGCAAUUGCGCAUCGGCUGAAGACAAUAUAUCGAGCGGAUCAGAUAUUCCUCAUUCAGGAUGGUCAUUGCGUUGACCACGGCACUCAUACAGAGCUUGUUGAUCGGAGUGAGAUGUAUCGGGAGAGUGUGCUGCAUCAAUCACUAGCCACCUGA
Molecule: messenger RNA, 4059 nt
Organism: Penicillium samsonianum
Lineage: Eukaryota; Fungi; Ascomycota; Eurotiomycetes; Eurotiales; Aspergillaceae
Product: ABC transporter ATP-binding protein
Exons: 3
Coding region: 1-4059 (1352 amino acids)
Biological process (GO): transmembrane transport
Cellular component (GO): membrane
Molecular function (GO): ATP binding; ATP hydrolysis activity; ABC-type transporter activity
Source: RefSeq, a predicted model, not a curated record